This is a messenger RNA of Durio zibethinus, 3813 nucleotides long. Its product is annotated as receptor-like serine/threonine-protein kinase ALE2. Gene Ontology annotation, molecular function: ATP binding; protein kinase activity. Gene Ontology annotation, biological process: protein phosphorylation. Lineage: Eukaryota; Viridiplantae; Streptophyta; Magnoliopsida; Malvales; Malvaceae. The record is from RefSeq and is a predicted model, not a curated record.
CCCGCUUUUGUCGUUUUCGUCGGUGCGUUAAAACGACGCUCUCGAAGAAAAGCGCGUACCAGACAACCAUCAUCGAUUUCCCGAAGCGGUAUUUGCUUUUGCUGUAGCUACACACACUCCUGCAAUAAAGCAUCCCCACCUUCCCCCACCCCCACUCUCUCUCUCAUGCGGUUCUUUCUUCAACUCUCUCAAUUUCUACUCUCAUUGCAGGAUCGCUCUCUCCUUUUCUCUGCUUUUCACUCUCCCUAGUAGAUCUUCUUUUCCCUUUUUCAUCUAAAAAAAAUAGAAGGAAAAGAAAAAGAAAAAGCUAUUUUCGCUGCAUUGUUGCCGUAGAUCUUUGCCGCAUUUCAUGGAUCUACAAUCUCGCCGAGCCACAUUGUCUUAAUAUUCUCUCUCUUAGGGUUUUUGUUCCCUUUCUUUUACUUUUUUUGGCGCUUGGCGGCGGAGGAGUGUGCAUUUAUUUUUGUUUGGUUAUGAGGUGUGUUGUUUGGCUCGGAGAAUGCGACGGAGAGUUUGGACGGCGGCGAAUAGUCCACCGGAAUCUUAGGACCCUCCAGUGGCUCUCCGAAGAGGCUUACGUGGUCCGAGUUGGUAUCUGUUUCUGACGAUGGUUGUUGUGGACUCUGGUUCGACGAGAGAAGAUGCCUGCUCUGAAUCUGCUCCCUUUGCUUCUUGUUUACUUUCUCUCUUGUUCUUGUCUAGGGAUGCAAAUAUUCUUGUCUCCUUUACAAUCUGUGCACCAGUUGUCUGCGAUGGAAACAACAGUUGACCACGCAGCUAGGCUGAUUUCAAUGCGCAUGUUAUUUUCUCGACCAAGAUCAUCCCAGGAACAUGUUAACCCUUCUUUUGGGGCAGCCAUCACACCUGCACCUUCUCCUAUUCCCCAAGCUCCUCUUGCUAGCCCCAGUAACCAUGUGGUACCCCGACAUCAUCAUUUUGGUCAUCAUCAUCAUCAUCAUGUCAAACCUCGAGCAGCAGCUGCAUCACCUUCAGAGCAAGGUUGCGAUCAAAUUUGUGUGGAGCCACUUACUGCAACUCCUUUUGGUUCACCUUGUGGUUGUGUGUUCCCUAUGAAAGUCAAACUUCUUCUAACUGUAGCUCCAUAUGCUGUUUUCCCUGUGAUGAAUGAGCUAGAGAUUGAGGUUGCUGCAGGCAUAUAUUUGCAACAAAGUCAAGUGAAAAUAAUGGGUGCUACUGCUGAUACUCGAAAUCAGGGUAGAACAUUGGUGGAGAUUAACUUGGUUCCACUUGGAGAGAAGUUUGAUAAUACAACAGCAAUACUUACAUAUGACCGACUUUGGCAUAAAAGAGUGUCUCUAAACUCAACUCUUUUUGGAACAUAUGAGGCGGUAUCCAUAAGUUAUCCAGGAAUUCCUGCUUCACCGCCAUAUGAGAAUUUUUUGGGGAGUGGUCCAACUGGAAGUGCUGGAGAUCUCCCUAUUACAGCUGAUUUUGUUAACAAGAACCAAAAGAUGAACAUCAGGAUCAUUGCCAUUAUUAUUUUAUCUGCUUUUGUGCUCCUAUUGGUUUUAGCUGGAGCAAUCCCUGUCCUUAUAAAAUGGAGGAAGGUUGGAAGACCAUCCAAUGCUGUUGGUCCAGCGUAUCCUUCCUCGAUAAACAAAAGAUCUGGCAUUGGUUCUAUCCUGUCAAGCAGUAUGGCAAGCUCUACAUCAAUGUCACUCAUGUCUGCUAUGGCUACUUGUGCUCUCUCAGUUAAAACAUUUGCACUUAUUGAGCUUGAGAAAGUGACAAACAAGUUCAGUUCAAAGAGGAUUCUCGGUGAAGGAGGAUUUGGACGUGUUUACCGUGGUGUUAUGGAUGAUGGAAGUGAGGUAGCUGUUAAGUUACUUACAAGAGAUAAUGAGAAUAGAGACCGUGAAUUUAUUGCAGAAGUGGAGAUGCUAAGCCGAUUGCACCACCGCAAUCUUGUGAAACUUGUUGGUAUUUGUAUUGAAGGACGCAUACGCUGCUUGGUCUAUGACCUUGUUCCAAAUGGAAGUGUGGAAUCACACUUGCAUGGUGUUGACAAAAUGAAAGGACCUCUUGAUUGGGAUGGACGCCUGAAGAUUGCCCUUGGAGCAGCUAGAGGGUUGGCUUAUCUUCAUGAAGAUUCUAACCCUCGAGUGAUUCACCGAGAUUUUAAGGCUAGUAAUGUUCUAUUAGAAGAUGACUUCACCCCAAAGGUCUCAGAUUUUGGUUUAGCUAGGGAAGCAACUGAAGGAAGCCAGCACAUUUCUACCCGGGUCAUGGGAACUUUUGGGUACGUUGCUCCUGAAUAUGCUAUGACAGGGCACCUACUUGUUAAGAGUGAUGUUUACAGUUUUGGAGUUGUGCUUCUUGAGCUUUUGACUGGAAGAAAACCUGUGGAUAUGUCUCAACCUCAGGGACAGGAAAAUCUAGUAACGUGGGCGCGGCCUCUACUUACCAGUAGAGAAGGUGUAGAACAGUUGGUGGAUCCUUCCUUGGCUGGAACAUAUGAUUUUGACGACAUGGCUAAGGUGGCAGCCAUUGCUUCCAUGUGUGUUCACCCAGAGGUGACUCACAGACCUUUUAUGGGUGAAGUUGUGCAGGCUCUGAAGUUGAUAUACAAUGACACAGAUGAAACAGGUGGGGAUUGCUGUAGUCAAAAGGAGUCUUCUGCCCCAGAAUCCGACUUUAAAGGGGAUUUUGCCCCUUCCGAUAGCAGUUGGUGGAAUGCUGGUGGGGUCACCCCACGCUUAACUUAUGGGCAGGCCUCUUCUUUUAUCACAAUGGAGUAUAGUUCUGGCCCACUUGAAGAGAUGGAAAACAGACCGUUUUCAACUUCAAGUUUGGUUGGAGAUAGAACAUCAUUACCAAUUAGACAUGGUAACAGAUCAGGCCCCUUGAGAACAGUCCGAAGCAAGCCGAGCUUUUAUAGAUUAAGAGGGAGCAUGAGUGAGCAUGGGGGACUCCUUCCAAGGCGAAUUUGGAGUGAUGCCUAUCGGGUUUGAGGUUUCUUUUCCCAACUAUUUUUAUUUUUUGAAUUGUACAGUUCACAAAGGGCCCGGGCUUUUCAGUAAGCGGUCAAUUGUAGCCUAGCAUUUGGGGAUUCUGGAGUUUCCAUGUUCGUUGAGAGGCAGAGAGCCGACCUUGGCUUCUUAUUUUUAAAGUCUUGAUUCAUUACCAUACAAAAAUGGAGAUGUAAGUUGAAUACUUACUGUAUUAGAACAUAAUUUGCUGAAUCCAAGGGCGACAGGUAUAUUUUUGGCUACAAACUUUCGGGCUCAAACCAGAUUGCCCUGUAAACAAAUUUACAGAUGAGCAAGGCUCUUUUGUAACCCUAAGAGUUUAGGAUUAGGAUGUCACGGUUCUUUUAAUUUCUUUCUGGGUAUAGUUUGUGUGAAGAAAUUGCAAGAAAUGACAGACAGUUCUUAGGUAACCUGUUUGAUUUUAAUGAACAGGAAGCAAAGUGGGUAAGAAAUUAUCCUAAGCAGCAAUGGCUCCAAAUCCUAUUCCACAUUGAGGCACACGGUGAAAAAAAAAAAAAAAAAAACUAUGAAUGCCGUUUUGGUUUGGCUGCGGCGAACUUCUCAUAUCCUAGACGAUGCCAAAUCAAGAGGCUCGACCCUCGAGCAAUUAUUUCUUCAUUAUUUUCUUUUUGUCCUUUUAUUGACAUAAAUAAUCCAAAUCCGAGCGCACACCCCCCCCCCCCCCCAAGGGUAAAAUUUCGAACCCAUAUUCUAGCCCGGACCGGGAUUGAGUCCAACCCACCUUAACCACCAGCAGGACAGGACUCACCGGACAGUAAAUCUCUAUCGACUAUUCAACUGUUUUUGCUUACAUCUAUUCCCA